Molecule: messenger RNA, 6190 nt
Organism: Ruditapes philippinarum (Manila clam)
Lineage: Eukaryota; Metazoa; Mollusca; Bivalvia; Venerida; Veneridae
Product: exonuclease V-like
Exons: 3
Coding region: 43-1068 (341 amino acids)
Biological process (GO): interstrand cross-link repair
Cellular component (GO): nucleus
Molecular function (GO): single-stranded DNA 5'-3' DNA exonuclease activity
Source: RefSeq, a predicted model, not a curated record
GUGAUUUUGAUGUUCAUGAAAAUUCUUAUUUAGCGCGCGAAAAUGAAUAAUUGCGGAGGCGAUGAAUUUAGCGAUAAUGAAGACGAGAUACUGACGACAGCAAUAGAAAAUUUUGAAGCCAGUUUAAAGCCCAACUCAAGUGUAGCCAAGGAUGAAGAGCUUGGAACCCCAUUGGAGAGGUUUAGACCAGGAUAUUUAUGGGUCUCUGACCUGACUAGACAGAACUGGUGUGAGCAGCAAGUGUUUUAUUCUUUCACUGUACCAGCAAUUGUGGAAGAAAACCCAGUCAUGACUGAAGGGUCUAGCCUACAUUUAGCAAGAGAGCUGGCAGUUCAUGAUGUGGUUCAAGUAAAGGUCACAUCUAGUGAAGAUAUUUGGGCAAUCAAAGUAUUGAAUCUUCUAUCCUCUCUGAUCUCCUUACUUAAUGGUCAGACUGUUGCUAGAGAGAUUCCCAUAUUUGGAGCACCGUUUGAUGAAGACGUGUUUAUUGUUGGUCUCAUCGAUGAACUGAGAUUUGAUCCAACAUCAUUUCAGUUGGAUCUGUGGGAGUUUAAGACUCGUAAAUAUAAAAGUAUGCCAUCAAAGUCGCAGCAAGCUCAGAAUAGGUUACAGGUAAUGCUGUACAAGAAAUUGUUUGAUGACCUGGUCGAAGGUAAACUAACUAAGGAAGUAAUUGCGAAACAUUUAAAACUAAAUAUGAAUAGAACAUUUGGUAGUGAUAUCCAAGCUACUAUUGAUGAUAAAUGCUUAACAGGCACGACUCUUAAUCAAUUGUUGGAUAUUUUGUUCAUUAGAAUACAAUGCAUUACUUGUAUUAAAGAAAUCGGGAUAGAGUACGAACAUCAGGGAAGUAAAGAAUCUCUUGGAAUGAAUAGUGUAGAUUAUGAUGAUGAAGAAUUAGAGAAAUUAUUUAAGAGUUAUCUUGAGUUUUGGAGAGGUAGGAGAGAAGUGAAAGGAGUGGAAAUCGAGGAAGCUUGGAAGUGUCAGUCAUGUGACUUUGCAGAUAUCUGUGAUUGGAGGAAACGAAAGGCUGAACAAUAUUCACAACAUGGUAAAAAGAAGAUUUGAUCGAAUGAUUGAUACAAAUAUCAAUGUUCAUACAACUAUUUUGGGGGUCACUUAUCCCCAAAUAUUUCUUCAGUACAUUCCAGUUGUAAGGAUUUUGUUGUAUAUCUCAAAAAAAUUCAAAUAAUAUGCAGCUUCUAGCCACCACUCUUCGAGAAAUAUACAGCUUCUAGCCCUUAAGCUUCAAGAAAUACUGCUUCUAACCCACAGUAUUGUAUGUCUAUUACAGGGAGCAUAUGAGAAUCAGAUGCAGUUAUUAUAGGAGGCAAAUGUGUCGAUGACAUUUGGGAGUCAGGAGUUCAAAUUUUUUGCAGAGCUUAGAUUAAUGUUUCUUGUUACAAUUCCAGUCAUCAAAUUUAGCACUGGCCUGGUGGCCCAUGGCCAGUGAAAAAUUAGUUCAGCCAGUGAAAAUUUUAUGAAAAUUUAGUUAAAUAUAAAGUAGAAUAAAUUCAAAACUGGAAUUCGAGCUAGUAAAUUCAAAAUCUUAAAUUCAUUGACUGCAAUUCUGUUGUAAACAAAUUAACACUAAACAGUACAAUAAUUGUCUGUAUAUAUUCAAGACCUUUACUCUACCACUGUUAUUGGAUUCUGUUUGUGUUGAAAUGUAUUGCUAAGUGAAGAGGACAGGUACAAAAAUGAAGAAGACUAUGUAGUUGGUCAGUUAACUGUUUCAAACUUGACAUUGCUGAUGUGUAAAGUGAUAUUUUGAGGAGGCGAAAGGGGAAAUUAGGAUCCUUAUUUGUGACAUCUUGACACAAACUUGUGUGAAUUACAGUCUACAUUUAGAACACAUGCAGUUUGGAACAGCAAGUUCAUUGGGCACCAGUCUAAAAAAAGAGAUAAGUGGCAUGUUCCAUUGAUUCAGAAAUAGAAGGAAGUAUGGAUAUUCUGUACUGGUAAAAGUUAACAUAAUGAUUAGUGCAUGGUUUUAUUUAAUGUUAUCUGUAUGUAGGUAUUGUUUUAUUUGUUUUGUGAUGUUAAGAAGUUUCACCUGGGUCUCUUAGGGCGGCCUUCAGCUUUUCUAAAGUUUAAAUACGUUAUUUUAAGAUAAAUCAUUUCAUUCCAUAUAAUUGUCAAAUUAAAAAAAAAUUAAGGUGGAAAAUGAAAUUUGCCAAUGAUAAAAUACAUAAACAAUAAGUGAACGGAUACACUAAAUUACCUAUAAGCUCUCUUUGUAUUCAAAUUAGUAAAGUGACAGACGAUACAUUUCCAGAUCAUUAUUUUUUUAAAGGAAUAAACUUCACUGACGCAUUGUAAAUAGCUUUUGGGACGCUGUUUUGAAGAAGGCUUAUCAAUGAUCAUAACUCUUUUCCGAUACAAAAUUUCUGAAAUAUUUGGUUUGAAAUAACACAGAAUUGUUUUUAAACAGAAAAUAUAAAGCUGAAUGCCGCUUUAACUUCCCUUUAAAAAAACUUUUUUUUUCCAGCGCAAAUCAUGUAUAACAAUGUUUCAUUUUAAUAUAAGGUUUCCUUUUAUGAGCACUUUACAGGUUAAAUCUUGCAUUAAAACAUGGAUGAAUAUAAAUACAAUUUAUGUUUAAACAGUUGAAUGUGUGAGCAUUUGUGUCCUAUGGACACUUUGCUAUAGAUCAAGCGUUUACUUGGAAAUCAAUUACAACAUUUUUUCCUAAAGUGUUUUGUAGGAUCUUUUAAUAUAUUUAUAAGACAUUAAAGGGUUUCAAUAGGCUGACAGUAAAAAAUUGUUCUUUAAAAGAAUUUACUCACCAUUAUAUUUUAGCCAUAUAGGGCUGUUUUGUUUCAUGUAUGGAAAAUGAACAUACUGUACAUGAUGAAACAAAUACCUGAAUGAAAUGUUUGAAUCAAUUCUCCAAAAGUGAAUGGCAUCUAAAAAUAUGCCAAGCUUGCCUACAGCAUUUAUGUAGAAUAUCACUAGCAUAGACUGAGUAUCACAAGUUUAGAGUAAUACAUUGUAAACAUGUGUAUCUACACUCAAGGACCUUAAAGUCUUAGACAUUAAAACCACUGCUUUAAAGGGAGUUGAAUGCCAGGGCCUUUUAACUAGUUUUGGGGAAGGGUCCCUAGCCCUUUUUGUGGGGAAAAUAUGCACGAUUUUUGCACUUUUGGGGAAAAUAUCUAUUUGUAUAUUUUUAUAUGUUAAAACACCUUUCAGGUUUACGUAAGAAGUUAAUUUCAAACAUCAACAAAUAAAAAGGCAUUUCUGAAGAUGAAUUUAUUGCCACUGCACAUACAGAUUAUGUAUGGCGUGGAUUUGUUUACUUUAGGGGCAAAUAGCUCACAAUACUUGCACAUUUUGAGUUCCACUGUAAGAAAAUUUUGACUCAUAUUUCCCAAUAGAAAAUCUAUGCAGGUCAUGCUCAGAAGAUACAGUGCUGUCAGUUUCAGCUUUAUCACUAUUAUUUAUGCUGGGCUCCGGUUCAGGGGGAGUACAUUGACUGCUGGAUACUAUAGGAGAUAAACUAGCAACAGCAGGGUCAUCAAAUGAUCAAAUUUUCCCUUUGCGCUGGACUUCUGUUCAGGGGGAUUACAUGUAGUAAUAGAUACUGUAGUACUAGGUGUUAAACUCACAGCAGGGUCAUCAAAUCAUCCCUUUUUAAAGUAAUUCUUCAAAGUAACAGUACUACAAGCGUCAUUCGCUCUUAUUUUGUUCUUGUACGCUCGGCAAUUGUGUAACAUUGUUUACACUAACGUAAAUCGGUCUCCCAUCAUGUCGUAUAAAUCACAUGUUAAUCGGAAUAUCUUCAGUUAUAAUAGCUCAAUAGGAAAGGGCUGAAAAGCUGCGAUUGAUGACACGUAUACCAGAACGAGGCCGGCGGGGUUUUCCCCAUGCUGUUUUAAGAAAAUUGCCAUAUCAGACCAAGGCUACAAGUUAACAGCCAAUGCAUUGAAUUAAGGCAUCCCUCUUGUCGCUAAAUGGAUCAUUAGCUUUUAUUGGACAGAACAGCGAUCCAUUUUUGUGUCGCCUCUACGGAGUAGUGGCGACAUAUAGGGAUCACUUCUCCGUCGUCUGUCUGUCCAUCUGUCCGUCUGUCUGUCUGUCCGUCCGUCCGUCACAAAACUUGUCCGGACUACUGCUCAUAAACUACUGGUGCAAUUUCAUCCAAACUUUACAGGAAUGAUCAGUAUCAAGUCUAGUUGUGCAUAUUGUCAGCAUUUUCGGUUCAGUGAUUUUUGUCAGAGUUAUGGCCCUUUAAUAAUUUUUAAUUUUAAAGUUUGUCCGGACUACUUCUCUUAUACCUCUAAUGCAAUUUCAAUGAAACUUUGUAGAAUUGAUCUGUAGCUCAAGUCCUUGCGCAUAUUGCAGGGGUUUUCCGGUUGAAUGAUUUUUGGCCGAGUUAUGGCCCUUUGACAAAAAGGUGUUUUUUUCUGUAUGUUGCCAGAUACACAAAAGCUUGUCCGGACUACUCCUCAUAAACUACUGGUGCAAUUUUAUCCAAACUUUACAGGAAUGAUCAGUACCAAGUCUAGUUGUGCAUAUUGUCAGCAUUUUCCGGUUCAAUGAUUUUUGUCAGAGUUAUGGCCCUUUAAUUAUUUUUAUUUUAAAGUUUGUCCGGACUACUUCUCUUAUACCACUAAUGCAAUUUCAUUGAAACUUUACAGGAUUGAUCUGUAGCUCAAGUCCUUGCGCAUAUUGCACGGGUUUUCCGGUUGAAUGAUUUUUGGCCGAGUUAUGGCCCUUUGAUAAAAAGGUCUUUUUUUCUGUGUGUUGCCAGAUACGCAAAAGCUUGUCCGGACUACUCCUCAUAAACUACUGGUGCAAUUUUAUCCAAACUUUACAGGAAUGAUCAGUACCUAGUUUAGUUGUGCACUGUCCGUCUGUCUGUCUGUCUGUCACAAAAUUUGUCCCAACAUGAAAUUGGCCAUCAUGAGGCGACACAUGUGAUUACUGAUCGCUCUUGUAUUAUGAAAAUGAACAUAAUCUACAAGAUCAUUAGAUAUUUUCAAGUUUUAACAUACAUGACUGUGAAAGAAUAAUAUGUAAACAAUUGCAAAUAAACAUAGGUACUUUAAAUAUUUGAUGUAAAUAAAAUAAGAAUCCCUGUAAAACAAAUAUAAUUAAUUGCAUGUUUAUCAUAUAAAAUACAUUUUUAUAUCAGAUAUAUAUUGAAUCAUUUUAGUACAAAUAACUUGAAUUUGAUGCAUCUAAAAUCAUAAAAAUAAAUAUACUUUAACAGCCAAAGUUUUUUCUCUUUAAAUGAAAGGUAAAGAUUUUUCUCUUUAAAUGAAAGGUAUCAACAUUUUCACAGAGAAUUUUUGUAGCCAUAGAAAGGUGAAAUAAAAAAAUACUGUCUUAAAAAUUUUCCGUUGACGCUUCAUAAACAGUAAAAAAAAAAAUCUGACACAAAUCUUAAUCCAGUUUACACCUCAGUUUGUUAACAUACAUCGAUUGCCUUAUAUGGCAGUAGGGAGUCUAGACACUACGUCACUUGAUACCUGUAUGUACAUGUAAACUGUGUAAUUGAUGCAGAGUUGUGUAAAGGUUUUUUGGAGUGAACUGACUACUGGAUAAUAAUUGGACCUAAUUAUUUUGGCCUUUUGGGUGUUAAAACAGGUAUUAUUUAUUAUUUAUCUGAUUGAAACGGAUUUUUACCUCUUUCAAUCCCUCCUCAGUGUUGGUGCUUACUGUGAGACAAAGCUAGUUUAUAAUAUAUUAUUUUUGCAACAACAUAGAUCACAGUUACGUAAAAAAUAAUAGUUUCAAACAUUGCUUAUCUUUGAUUCUUUGAGAUUCUAUUGCCUGAUCAUUAUUUUUAACCAGGUUUUCCGAAGGAAAAAACUGGUUAUUAGAUUGAGGUAUGUCGGCGGGCGGCUGGCGGGCGGGCGGGCGUAAACAAUUUCUUCUGUGCGCAACUUCUCCUACAUUUCUCAACGGAUUUUGACCAAACUUUCACAGAAGCUUUGUCAUCAAGUGCCCUGGCGCAUAUUGUCGGGGUUUUGCCAUUGGAUAAUAUUUUACCUAAUUAUGGCCCUUUGUUGUUUUUUCUUAUAUAGAAUAUAUAGUGAACAAUUUCUUCUGUGCGCAACUCCUACAUUUCUCAACAGAUUUUGACCAAACUUUCACAGAAGCUUUGUCAUCAAGUGCCCUGGCGCAUAUUGUCGGGGUUUUGCCAUUGGAUAAUAUUUUACCUAAUUCUGGCCCUUUGUUG